Caenorhabditis angaria is the source of this 228-nucleotide messenger RNA. Lineage: Eukaryota; Metazoa; Nematoda; Chromadorea; Rhabditida; Rhabditidae. The record is from the annotation of a GenBank genome assembly.
AUGUUCGAAGAAAGUCCGUUAUACUACAGUCUUAUAUAUAUUCUCAAAUUAAUGUAUAUUCCUUAUACAAUAUUAUUUCUAACAACUCCAAAAGAUGAAAAAACCACUGCAAUUUAUCCGAUUUAUUUGAACAUUUUCGUCUGUAUUCAAAUGCAUUCCCUGAGAUUUUGGUUUGUAAUUGGAAUCGCAUUAUUUGAUGAUUAUCCACAGUUUUUAUUGAUUAUGUGA